AUGCCUCAUCCUUGGAACACUGCCGAUGCAUUAGACGAUAGUCGGGUACAAGUUGAGCACAUUGAUUUAGUUCCUCCAAAGUAUGCAAAUGUACUCAACUUCAGAUCUAUUAAAACUAGAGAUUAUUAUUUUGCAAUGAGAGAUCGUCAUCAGCAGUUGGGCGCAGUCACAUCUUCAAAAGCUGAAACUGACAAAUUGAAUAAACACUGUGAGGAGAACACGAUAAUGGUGGAUCAAGACGGAGUAGAAACUCCAGCUGAUUAUGGAACAGAGAGGAUGGUUGCACAUGCAAUAGAAGAUCACCGACUUGCCGCCAAUUUGCAACGAAUAAAAGUUCAUAUUCUGAAUGCAGUUCAACAAAAAUCAAUUCAAGCUAUUCGUGACCGCCGAGGACUUCUAGUGGAUGCUCCAACUGGAAUCGGGAAGACUUAUGCGUUUCUUAUUCCGGCGAUUGAAAUUGCAUUGAGGGAGCGACCAUUGCUUACCAAUAUUUCAACCACGCCAUCACCAACUAUUCUUAUUCUUGCAAAUACCAACUCACUCGUUGAACAACUUUUUAAUCGUUGUGAAGUUCUUCUUGGUUUGAUAGAUAUGGAAGAUAUUAUACCUAUUCGAGAUAUUAAAAUUGAAAAACUAGUUGCUAGCUAUCAGUUCACAAAAGAUCAAUGCGAUAUUGCGUUCUGUACGAUGGGAAAGCUGAAAGCAUCGAUCGAGGAUAAAACAAUUCUUCUUGACAAUUUGAAAAUGAUGAUUUUGGAUGAAUCUGAUAAAAUGAUUGACAUUGCAUGCUUCGGAAAUGACAUUGAUUGGGUUUUAGACCAACUACAAGAGGAUGUGCUCAGAAAUCUUCAAUCUUGUUUCUUUUCUGCGUCUCACAACAGAAACGAAGAUGGUUCAAUUGCAUUAACUUCACGUCAAUCAAGAAUGUUAGGUGAAAAUCCAUGGUCACUGAUCCAUUGUCCGAGAUUGCCUGGAUAUAUCACUCAACGAGUUAUUCGAAUUGGUGGACAGCGAGUAAAUGAUAUCCAUUCGAAUCCUUGGAUCGUUAAGAUGAAUAUUAUUUGUAAAUUGUUAGAUGAUGAUCUCAAGGAAAUGGGAAGCACAAAAGAAGGCCCAUGGAAGCAUACUAUUGCAAUUUUCUGUGAAACUGUCUCAAGAGUUAUUCAGGUAACUAUGGCACUUCGUCAGAUGGGAUAUAAUUUCAAACCUGUAUGCAGUAGUGUGUUGAAACAACAACAAGCAAUCACUUUGAAUGAUUUGGAGUUUUGCAACAUUCAUGGAGUUGUAUGUACCAAUAUUAUGUCGAGAGGAAUCGAUGUGUCUUCUGUGAAACAGACAAUAAUCAUGGAAAUGUCCACCGAUUUUCCGAGCUACAUGCAUAGAAUCGGACGAGUUGGUCGCGAUGGAUGUGGUGGAAGAGCUACUGUCCUCAUCGAUGAGCAUCAUUUAUUUGGCGGACCAAUGUCGAAUAUUAUCGAGCAGCUGUGUUCUUUUAUGCUCGAAUGCGAGGAAACGCUUCCCAAUUGGCUUGUAGAAUGGCUGAAGUUGCGUCAAUCACUUUAAUUGAAUCACAUAUCAAUUUCCUAUUUUGUGCCGGUUUUUAUCGCUUUUCUAUGUAUCUGAUCCUGUAUUUUAUAUUCAUUGAACUAAUCGAACUCGUAAAUAGGUUUUAAAAUUUUUUUAUUAUAAAACAAGAAAGGCUAUCCAGCAUCAAAAUGGAUGCUCAAUAAAUUAAUAAAACAAUCAAUUAACCCG
Caenorhabditis elegans is the source of this 1755-nucleotide messenger RNA. It is a transcript of the gene smut-1, whose product is annotated as Synthetic MUTator. The transcript is spliced from 5 exons. The coding region runs from base 1 to 1563 and encodes 520 amino acids. The record is from RefSeq and is marked reviewed. Lineage: Eukaryota; Metazoa; Nematoda; Chromadorea; Rhabditida; Rhabditidae.